AUGAGUGCCAAAAGAAGUGAUGCCAAGUUAUAUGAAAAGUUCAAAGUGACAGCACCGGAAAUGCUGGCCCAAAUCAUCCAGGUACUUGCAUUAUGCCAUAAACUGGACAUCCAUGUGCCACGAGGGGUCAAGAACCUCUUUGAGUUCACAUGGGAGGAGCUAACAAUAACGACAGAGAGGAAAGUCAUCAUUGGAGAGUACUGUCCUGUUGUCCAUUUAGUCCAUACCAUGGAAACAUCUUUCUCUAGCACUACCUACAAGAGCCAUACACGGAGGAAAUCUCUCCCCAAAAGCACAAUAUCAGAGCCCAGCUAUCUGUCUCCUUCAGCAGAAAAUCAACAAAUACUUCUCAAGUUCCAGCAAAGGUCAGUCCACCUGCUGAGCGAACUCCUCAAGCUGAAGAUGAAGGCGAUGAUUGAUUCUGUUACUGGAUGUAGUUCCGAUGAGGUUACCAGAAAGUUUUUGGAGGCAGGUCAGCUGCUAUGUCCCAAGAACCAGGAGGAGGCUGCUGAAUUAAUGGCACAAGCACCCAGAAAAAGAGUGUCACACGUCAGCUGCAAGCCCAUCCCUAUUUCCUCCACCAUUCAACUAAUACAUCAAGUCUCUGUGUCCUGCCUCACCUUCUCACUCGCAUCAAAGGAAAACAAACUACCAAAGGCCCCAGGUUCCCCUAAAUUCAAACCUAUGCAGGAAGCAAUAAAUGUUGACCAUCAGCAUGACCCAUGCCCUGAAGCCAGGCAGAAGCUCAGAGAAAUGUGCCAACAUAUAGAGGAAGAGAAGGCUGCAAUGAAAGCAAAGGGCCAUACCAAGCCCCUAAUAGUGCGAAACUAUGCCACUGUGCUCGGGUCACCGUCCAUCUCCUCUAGAAAAGGUGGGCAGAUGGUCCCACUACCAACAGAACGCAAGCCUAAACCACCAAAGCUCUAUUUUGCCUUUCCUGAUGGGACAGCAUUUAUUUUUUACCCAACAGGAAAUAUUGCUGCUUGCCAGUUCCCCAUGUGCUGUGUGGGAAAAACAAUCACCCUUCUCUUUAAUAAUGCUCCAAGUCUAGCUCUUCUGGCUUCUUUUAUAGCUGACUAUCAGGCAUGUGUGCGUUAUUCCUUCAAAGCCAGCUGUUCACUUGCACUGAUGAUGGAUCUUGAAGGAGGAGCAGUCAGGGACAGAGAUGGAUAUUUGACUCACAAGUGGAGCUGGGCUUCAAAGACCCAGACUUUACAGUCUUUAGAAUUUCAGAUAAAUGAACAGCUAAAACUGAAGGUACUUGGUCAAAAUUCCAUUACUCUUUCUUUUUCCUGUUUGAAUGAGACCAUCAAUAUGUCUUUGUCAACAGCUCCAUGCGCACACACCCCCAAAGCUAACAAACGGAUACUUGCAAAAACAAGUGACAGUGAGAAGAAGGAGGAACAACUGGAGAGAGCCUUGGAAGAGAUUAAGAAGCGUUUUCAGAAGACAGUGAAACAAUUUAUAAAUGCCAUUUUGAUCGCUUCAGGUAUGAUUCCUAUAGAAUAUCCAAUCCUAGAAGGAGCAAAGUAUGUCAAAUUUGAAAGAAAGGAACUGUCGUCUCAGGCCUGGGCUAAAAGAGUGAAAGAAGAACGUGCUCCAAUGGCUUCAGAAACGAAAAGACCUCAAAAACCUCCUAGCAGACCGAUUGACCGAAGGAUUCCUCUCAAGCCUUCUCGCAGACCCGUGGAUCAAAGGAAACCUUCCAGUCACUUGGAUACCAUGACCCAACCAAAGCCUGCACCAAGAGUUAAAACCGUUUCAGGUGCAGGUGCAUGCCCUGCCAGGACCUGGGCAUCAUCUAUUGCUGACUGCCCAGUUGUGCUCCGAAGGCUACUAUCAAAACAGGACGCUGGUCUGGGUUGCAAGUGUGUUGUGAAAAUUCCAUUUGUUACCGACUUGGAGUUUGACAAGUUUAUUUCAGCCCCCAGAAAGUCCGAUCAGAUCCUGGUGAUCUUUGUCCUGUCAUCCCAAAACCCUUCCUAUUCUCCCUUCUUGGAAUGGAUGUUACAAAGCCUGUACAUGGAAAAACAGCAUGGCCGCCCAUCCCCUUGUGUUCAGUGCAGGUGUGACCCUUACCGCUUGCUGAGGUAUGACAUGGACAGUGUCACAAGACGAAAGCCCCCCCUGCCACCUCUGCUUGUGCGGAAGCAUGCUGUCACUCCGGGAAUGGUGCUGAUGUACGCUGGAGGGAAGCUGCUCUUCGGGGGCUGUGUUUUCAACGGAUAUGGCUGCAGCAAGAAGGACCUGCUGAAUCAGAUCGGCCAAGCUCGCCUCGACUGCAAGAUUGGUCACUUCCUGCCAGAGAGUUUCAAAUUUAGUGCUAUCCCUGUGGAGGACCCUUACCAGGACAAAGUGAAGAACCAACAAGAUUCAGCAGAGGCAACUAGUGAAGAGUCUUCCUUAGUGCCCAAGAGGGAAGACACUCCCCGCUCAAAACUAAAGAUAUUAAAGACUUUGACAGCCAUGAAGCGCAUCUUUUCAAUGCAAGAGCAGCAGCAGCAGAAGCAGAAGAAAAACCAAAAACCUCGGAUAGCACAGGCAAAAGACAGCAGAAAAAAUAGUGACACUAGUAAAUAGACACCCCAGGCCUCUACUUUGUACAGAGAUAUAGACAUAGCUACAUCUUUCUAAACCUCCUCUGCCAUUUUGUCCAAUCUGUUAUAUUUUGAUUGUUAGUAACAGGAAGUAUUUACUUUUCAAUUCUCAAUAUAAAAUUGCAGUCAGCAAAUGCUUCUUGGUUUGCUUGAUCUUGUUGUCCUCACUUAAAGAAGGUUCCUCCCGAUGUGCACUGACCCCGGUGAUUCCAGCUCGAUGGAAGAACCAGUGAGAAACCAAAUCAUUGAGGAUUCAUGUGAUCGAAGUGUCUGCUUUAACCAGUGUCCAAAGACAUCCUAGAAUGUCUUUGCAAUGGAGGUAGGGGAAUGAGCUGACACUGGACAAGUCCAGGUGAGUCAGGAAUAUAGAGGAAUCUCUGCAGUAAGCUGGUUUGAGGACCUGCAUUUUCAAGGGCUUGCCGUAAAGGUGCAAGAAGCAAAAAGGGGAGGAUAACAGCCUGUUUAGAAAAUACUCCAGCAACCAGUGUGAUAGUAUACUCAGUUCUAUAUGACUGGAGAGGCCCAGGACUGGGAUAAACAAGAGAUGCUGGUGAUCAGUACUGACGUGCCCUGGCAGAGUUGUGAGAAGGAGACUCUCCAAAAUAACUAGGAAUAAAGCAGGUUGGGACAGAGGGAUUUUGACAGAGCUGUGAGGGUGACCCCACAACUGGAAAAGAACUGAGUUUGAUCCAGGUCAGGAUGAAGGCACAUUGGCAGAGAUACUUUAGUGCAUCUCCAGGCAACCCCAACCAUUGGGCUCCUGCCAUGUGGCGCUCUGGUCAGAAUUUAAAGCUGCUGCCCCAACCCCUGAAAUAGGAUUCCUAUCCAGUGCAAUCUGUGUCUGUCAGGAGGACAUUUCAAAUCCCUUUGGCAGCAGAAGUGAACCUGCCCCAUCGUCUAUGGAUAAAAGAGGAAGGACAUCAGGGAAGAGCUCCCAGCUGAUUGGAGGUGGAGUUUACCUAAAGUUAAACACAUAACAAAACUGCACUGGCAUAGGACCCUGGUUUUUAAAUACGUAUGGAGACGUACCUUACAAUGGCAUUUAAAGAGAAAAGGUGA
Messenger RNA from Chelonoidis abingdonii (Abingdon island giant tortoise), 3656 nucleotides. It is a transcript of the gene FAM194C, whose product is annotated as chromosome 17 C3orf20 homolog. The record is from RefSeq and is a predicted model, not a curated record. Lineage: Eukaryota; Metazoa; Chordata; Testudines; Testudinidae.